This is a messenger RNA of Hemibagrus wyckioides, 650 nucleotides long. RefSeq names its product interferon alpha-inducible protein 27-like protein 2A. The coding region runs from base 144 to 599 and encodes 151 amino acids. The transcript has 4 exons. Lineage: Eukaryota; Metazoa; Chordata; Actinopteri; Siluriformes; Bagridae. The record is from RefSeq and is a predicted model, not a curated record. Gene Ontology annotation, biological process: apoptotic signaling pathway. Gene Ontology annotation, cellular component: membrane; mitochondrion.
AUUAACCAAUCACAGUGCAGGAGGCGAGAAUUUUUUUCCCGAACAUAGUGAGGAAAAGUAAAGCGAAAGUGUUUGAUCCAACAACAACAAGAAGAGCGCCAAGACGCUGAGUUUGACAUUGUGUUGGAUUUAUUCAUUUCAGCAUGAAAAAGGCGGUUAAAACGGCGAUUGGCAUCACUGCAGGAGUGGCUGCUGGAACAGUGGGUACUGUGGUGUUAGCCCCUGCUGUACUCGGGUUGGUGGGCUUCGGCACCGCUGGCAUCUCAGCUGGGUCCAUAGCUGCCAGUAUGAUGUCAUCAGCUGCCAUAGCGAAUGGAGGAGGAGUAGCAGCAGGCAGCUUAGUGGCUGUUCUUCAGUCAGUAGGCGCCGCUGGCUUUUCGGCUGCCACAACAGCCGGCGUGGCAUCUACAGGCGGGGUCAUCGGUGGUAUUGUGGGGUGGUUUUCUGGCCGUAAAGACAAGGGUCAACCUCCUAAUACACCCACGAACAAAAAGCCACCAGGUAAUGAGACUGGAAAUUCUUCACCACCAGAGGAUGAGGAGGAAAAUGAGGGCCUUUCAAAUGACCCUUCCCCCAAGGAACUGCAAAAGUGGGAAUAAAUUUUUCUCUUUGCAUGAGUGUACCAAAAUAAAUAUAGAAAGUAGACCUAA